AUGGAUGAUCUUUACGACGAGUUCGGCAACUUUAUCGGGGAGGAGGCUGAGGCUUCCGAGGAAGAGCCGGAUCACGGCCGGGACGCCAGCAAUUAUGUCUACGAUGAUGCCUCAGAAGUUGGCGCAGAUGGCGCAGGCGCUGAUCUGAUGGAGAUUGAUGAUGGCCGCCCUUCUAACGCCGUGGUCCUUCACGAGGACAAGCAGUAUUACCCAUCUGCACAGCAGGUUUAUGGCGAAGAUGUUGAAACGAUGGUACAGGAGGAGGACGCCCAACCAUUGACACAACCCAUCAUCGCUCCCGUCGAAACGAAGAAGUUUACAGUGGAAGAGGCAGAUCUGCCUCCCGUCUUCUUCGACCGCAGCUUCAUGGCCGACCUCAUGCGGUAUCCCGAACAGACCAGGAAUAUCGCAUUCGCCGGCCAUCUGCACCACGGCAAAACCUCUUUCAUGGAUAUGCUAGUUUUGGAAACGCACGACAUUGGCGAGAAGCUCGAAAAGCGCACCGGCAAGCAACGGAACGAACAGCUGAGGUACACCGACGUACACGUCCUUGAGAGGGAGAGGGGAUUGUCACUUAAGGCGGCCCCCAUGAGCUUGGUCCUAGAGAGCACCAAGGGCAAAUCGCACCUGUUCAACAUGAUCGACACACCAGGUCAUGUCAACUUCGUCGAUGAGGUCGCCUCGGCCCUGAGACUGGUCGACGGCGUGUGCUUAGUGGUUGACGUGCUCGAAGGAGUCCAGAUCAACACGGAGCAGAUAAUAAAGCAUGCUGUGUUGGAAGACCUUCCCAUGACGCUCAUAGUCAACAAGCUGGACAGACUCAUCCUCGAACUUAAACUCCCCCCCAACGAUGCUUACUUUAAACUGAAGCACGUCAUCGAGGAGGUAAACACGGUCAUAACAGACACAGCGGUAGGACAGCCUGGAAAAGCCGAGAAAUGGCGGCUAAGUCCAGAAAAGGGCAAUGUCUUGUUUGCCUGUUCAGACAUGGGCUGGUGCUUUACCCUGCAAUCCUUCUCCAAGUUUUAUGCAGACACGUAUGCACCCCUUGACCAUACCGAGUUCGCCCGGAGGCUGUGGGGUGACAUCUAUUUCAACCCUCAAAAGCGUUCCUUCACCAGGAAGCCUGUCGAGGAAGGCGCUAAAAGGUCAUUUGUCAAAUUCGUCAUGGAGCCCAUAUACAAGCUCUUCGCCCACUCUAUCAGCGACAGCCCAGAUGAGCUCAAAAAGGUGAUUGGUAGCUUAGGAAUCACCUUGAAGCCAUCCCAGCUCAGAUCAGACGCCCAAGUGCUACUCAGACUGGUGUGCCAGCAGUUUUUUGGCGCCUCAUCUGGCUUCGUGGAUAUGGUAGUGGCACACAUCCCCUCACCUGUGGCAGCAGCCGAGGGCAGGUUACAGCGGCACUACACUGGUCCCUUGGAUACGGAGGUUGCCAAAUCAAUGGCUUCCUGCAACCAGGAUGGCCCGUUGGUCAUUCAGGUUACAAAGCUCUUCAGCUCACCAGAUGCCAAGACUUUCCAUUCUUUUGGGCGAGUGAUGAGCGGAACUGCGACCCCUGGUGCCGAAGUUCGAGUUCUUGGAGAGGGCUAUUCUGUUGAUGAUGAGGAAGAUAUGGCUAUCGCUAGGGUAUCUGACGUCUGGAUCUCUGAGACAAAAUACAACAUACCGACAGACGGCGUGCCGGCGGGCAACUUUGUUCUCCUCGGUGGCGUGGACAACUCGAUAGUCAAGUCCGCGACAAUAGUCGACAAGACGUUUGAGAACGGCGAGGAUGCCUACAUUUUCAAGCCCGUCACCCACUUUACACAAUCCGUCUUUAAAGUCGCUGUCGAGCCCAUCAACCCUUCAGAACUACCCAAGAUGCUCGACGGCAUCCGCAAGAUCAACAAGAGCUAUCCCUUAAUUACCACCAAGGUUGAAGAGUCGGGCGAGCAUGUAAUUCUCGGUACGGGCGAGCUGUACAUGGAUUGUGUGUUGCACGACCUGCGGCGGCUGUACGCCGACAUGGAGAUCAAGGUGUCGGAUCCAGUCACGAGGUUUUGCGAAACAGUUGUGGAGGAGUCUGCCACCAAAUGCUACGCCAUCACGCCAAACAAGAAGAACAGAAUUACCAUGGUAGCAGAGCCACUGGGUGACGAAAUCGCUCGCGAUAUCGAGACCGGAGCAGUCAAGAUCAAGGAUCCAGUGCGCAAGAUUGCCAAAUUCUUCCAGGAGAAGCACGAGUGGGACCUUCUAGCCGCGAGGAGCAUCUGGGCGUUCGGUCCCGAGGAGAAUGGGCCCAACAUAUUACAGGACGACACGCUGCCUACCGAAGUGGACAAGAAGCUGCUCAACACAGUAAAGGAGUCAAUCCGUCAAGGUUUCAGCUGGGCGACCAGAGAAGGGCCGCUCUGCGAAGAACCGAUUCGAAACACAAAAUUCAAGAUCAUGGAUGCAGCACUGUCUCAAGAGGCAAUAUACCGUGGAGGUGGACAGAUCAUCCCUACCUCGCGACGGGCCUGCUACUCGUCAUUCCUUAUGGCCUCGCCUCGCCUCAUGGAGCCGACAUAUGCCGUCUCGAUGAUUGGAUCACAGGACUCGGUUGCACAGCUGUACAACACGCUCGCGCGCCGCCGUGGCCACGUGCUCUCGGACGGGCCCAUCGCAGGGACGCCGCUCUACCGUGUCAGCGGUUUGAUCCCGGUCAUCGACUCGUUUGGAUUUGAGACGGACCUGCGGAUCGGCAGCGCCGGCUCCGCAACGGUAAGCCUCGUCUUUGACCGCUGGAGCAUCGUGCCGGGCGACCCACUCGACCGCGAGGUGGUCCUGCGGCCCCUGCUGCCGGCUAGCGCGCAGGCGACGGCACGCGACUUUGUGCUCAAGACCAGGCGCAGGAAGGGGCUGAGCGAGGACGUCAGCGUCGCCAAGUUUCUGGAGCCAGAGUUUCACAGCGAGCUCAUCUCUAGCGGCAUUCUGGGCGAGUCCAUGUAA
Pyricularia pennisetigena is the source of this 2970-nucleotide messenger RNA. RefSeq lists its product as uncharacterized. Lineage: Eukaryota; Fungi; Ascomycota; Sordariomycetes; Magnaporthales; Pyriculariaceae. The coding region runs from base 1 to 2970 and encodes 989 amino acids. The record is from RefSeq and is a predicted model, not a curated record. Gene Ontology annotation, biological process: mRNA splicing, via spliceosome. Gene Ontology annotation, molecular function: translation elongation factor activity; U5 snRNA binding; GTP binding. Gene Ontology annotation, cellular component: U4/U6 x U5 tri-snRNP complex; cytosol; U2-type catalytic step 2 spliceosome. The transcript is spliced from 4 exons.